This is a messenger RNA of Musa acuminata subsp. malaccensis (wild Malaysian banana), 1354 nucleotides long. Its product is annotated as aspartic proteinase nepenthesin-1-like. Gene Ontology annotation, cellular component: extracellular region. The record is from RefSeq and is a predicted model, not a curated record. Lineage: Eukaryota; Viridiplantae; Streptophyta; Magnoliopsida; Zingiberales; Musaceae.
ACACGUAGAUGCUCGAUCGUCUCUCUCUUCAUGGCGUACUUCCCGUUGUUAGCUCUCAUGGCACUAUCCUCCUUGCUUCGAUCGACCACCCCUGCACCUGCCGGACUUCAACUCGGUCUCACCCACGUGGACGCCGGCAGCCCUUUCACGUUCACGGAGCGCGUCCGGCGUGCCGCGCAAAGAAGCAGGCACCGGAGGGAGGUCCUCGAAGCCAGGCUGGCCAACUCCUCCGGCGACAUCCAAGUCCCGAUCACGUCGUCCAAGUUCGAGUACAAGCUGGAAUUCGCCAUCGGCACACCGGAGCUCAACGUUACCGCCAUACUCGACACCGGCAGCGAACUGGUAUGGACGCAGUGCCGACCCUGCGACCCAUGCGUGCAGCAGAGCACCCCCGUUUAUGACCCCUCCGAUUCAUCCUCCUUCUCCCGGCUUCCUUGCACCAGUCCCUUGUACGAUUACCAAGUCUUCAAGCGCUUCGAUCCACCAACGUGCCACUAUGCCUACGGCUAUGGCUCGGGGGCCACUCAGGGCGUUCUGGCCAUGGAGACGUUCACAUUUGGCACGAAAUCUGUGUCCAACGUUACCUUCGGCUGCAGCAGGCAAAGCAAAGGCAACUUCGCAGGAACGUCCGGCAUCGUUGGGUUUGGCCGAGGAAAUCUAUCGCUGAUAUCGCAACUCGGUUUCCGCAAAUUCUCUUACUGCCUCACUUCAUUCAACAGUUCAAGCAGCAGCCAUCUUCGGCUUGGGUCUCUUGCGACCCUGAAUGGUACCGCAAGUAAAGUUCGAUCCACGCCUUUCCUGGAUGACACCAAUCUAUACCGCGUCUCUUUACGAGGGAUAUCGCUGGGUGAGGCCCUCUUGCCAAUUCCGAACGCCACCUUUGAGUACAGAAGAGACGAGCUUAGUGGUACGGUGAUAGACUCCGGCACGGGCCAGACGCAGUUGCCCAAGCCCGUGUACGAGAUCGUCAAGCAAAACAUCAAGUCUCUCGUUGGCCUACCCGUGGUUGACCUGUCGUCGACCAUCGGGCUUGACCUCUGCUUCUCAGUCUCGUCAUGGCCGCCGCCGCCGGUGCCGGACAUGACGUUCCACUUUGACAAUGCCGAUAUGACGAUACCGCCGGCGAACUACAUGUACCCCGACCAAAACGCCGGCGCGUUCUGCUUAGUGAUGCAGAGGUCCGAAAGCAACUUGACGAUCGUCGGCAACUACCAGCAGCAGAACAUGCAUGUAGUCUACGAUGUUGCAGGAAGAACGCUGUCCUUCAUGCCAGCCCGAUGUGAAGACUUGUAAAUCAUGGCUUUUCAAGUAUGCCUCAUCGUGAAAGAAAUUUGAAAUAGUGAAGAUUUCGUUC